UGUCCUGGGUUGGGGGAGCAUCACAGAUGCUCAACUGGGGGCCAGAGAAAGGCAGUUGGGCUGCAUUCCUCCCCUCCCCCGCCACCCUACUCUACCCCAGGGUCAGAGAUUCUUGGGAAUGACCUUGACUCAUCCCCUAUUUCUUGCUCUGCCCCUGCCCACUUACCAGAAAAGAGGAAGAACCAGGCUAGAUUAACAGGCAGCUAGUUCCCCAGUAAGUACUUACAGUGUGGCUGACUCCUGUGCCAGGCCAUUCCCCUUGUCCCAGACUGUAGCUACUUGCUGUGUGCCUUUCUUGUACCUUAGUUUCCCUUUGGGGAUAAUGGCAGGGAGAGGCUCCAUGGUUUCCUCACUGGCGUGUCAGGGCUGUGAUUCUGCUAAGGAGCUUCCCUGUGUGAGCCCGCGCUUCCUCCGAGCCUGGCACCCCUCUCCUAUCUCUGCCAGGAUGCCAACGAGGCGCUGGGCCCCGGGCACCCAAUGCAUCACCAAGUGUGAGCACACCCGCCCCAAGCCAGGGGAGCUGGCCUUCCACAAGGGCGAUGUGGUCACCAUCCUGGAGGCCUGCGAGAGCAAGAGCUGGUACCGCGCCAAGCACCACGCCAGUGGGCAGGAGGGGCUGCUGGCGGCCAGCGCGCUGCGGGAGCGCGAGGCCCUCUCUGCCGACCCCAAACUCAGCCUCAUGCCGUGGUUCCAUGGCAAGAUCUCAGGCCAGGAGGCCGUGCAGCAGCUGCAGCCGCCUGAAGACGGGUUGUUCCUAGUGCGCGAGUCCGCUCGGCACCCCGGUGACUAUGUGCUGUGUGUGAGCUUUGGCCGCGACGUUAUUCACUACCGCGUGCUGCACCGCGACGGCCACCUCACCAUCGACGAGGUCGUCUGCUUCUGCAACCUGAUGGACAUGGUUGAGCAUUACAGCAAGGACAAGGGGGCCAUCUGCACCAAGCUCAUGAAACCAAAAAGGAAGCAGGGCACCAGGUCGGCAGAGGAGGAGCUGGCCAAGGCUGGCUGGUUACUGAACCUGCAGCAUUUGACGCUGGGAGCACAGAUUGGAGAGGGGGAAUUUGGAGCUGUCCUGCAGGGUGAGUACCUGGGGCAGAAGGUGGCCGUAAAGAACAUCAAGUGUGAUGUGACAGCCCAGGCCUUCCUGGAUGAGACAGCUGUCAUGACGAAGAUGCAGCACAAGAAUCUAGUGCGACUCCUGGGUGUGAUUCUGCACCAGGGGCUGUACAUCGUCAUGGAGCAUGUCAGCAAGGGAAACCUGGUAAACUUCCUGCGCACCCGGGGCCGGGCCCUUGUGAACACCGCCCAGCUCCUGCAGUUUUCUCUGCACGUGGCAGAGGGCAUGGAGUACCUAGAAGGCAAGAAGCUGGUGCACCGAGACCUGGCUGCCCGCAACAUCCUUGUCUCCGAGGACCUGGUGGCCAAGGUCAGUGACUUCGGCCUGGCUAAGGCCGAGCAGAAGGGGCUAGACUCAAGCCGGCUGCCGGUCAAGUGGACAGCGCCUGAGGCUCUCAAACAUGGGAAGUUUACCAGCAAGUCAGAUGUCUGGAGUUUUGGGGUGCUACUCUGGGAGGUCUUCUCAUAUGGACGGGCUCCAUACCCCAAGAUGUCACUGAAGGAGGUGUCUGAGGCUGUAGAGAAGGGGUAUCGCAUGGAGCCCCCUGAGGGCUGUCCAGGUCCUGUCCAUGCCCUCAUGGGCAGCUGCUGGGAAGCAGAGCCUGCCCGCCGGCCACCCUUCCGCAAACUGGCUGAGAAGCUGGCCCGGGAGUUGCGCAGUGCAGGCACCUCAGUCCCUGCUGGGGGGCAGGAGGCCGACGGCUCCACUUCACCCCAAAGCCAGGAGCUCUGAUACCACCCGGUGGGGUCGUGGGCCCCAGAAGACCGAGAGAGUGGGGAGCACAGUUCAAAGGCACAGUCUGGGCCUAGGGAGAGUCACAGCCAAAGAGCUGCCCUCUCAGGCAGG
Molecule: messenger RNA, 1960 nt
Organism: Nycticebus coucang (slow loris)
Lineage: Eukaryota; Metazoa; Chordata; Mammalia; Primates; Lorisidae
Gene: MATK
Product: megakaryocyte-associated tyrosine kinase
Exons: 13
Coding region: 323-1846 (507 amino acids)
Biological process (GO): protein phosphorylation
Molecular function (GO): ATP binding; protein tyrosine kinase activity; protein binding
Source: RefSeq, a predicted model, not a curated record